AUGAAAGACCUAGGAGAAUUGAAAUACUUCUUAGGUAUAGAGUUUGGUAGAUCAAAACAAGGAAUUCUUAUGCACCAGAGGAAAUAUGCUUUGGAACUUAUUUCUGAGACAGGAAUUGCAGCUGCUAAACCAGCAAUUACACCAGUAGAUGCAAAUAUGCAACGUACAACAACAGAACAUGAUGAACAUCUCUGGAAAACUAAGCCUACUACUUUGGUGGAUGAAGAACUGUCAAACUCAACUCCUUAUCAAAGGUUGAUAGGUAAGCUCAUGUAUCUAACAAUGACAAGGCCAAGCAUUUCAUAUAGUGUACAAACACUAAGUCAGUUUCUGCAAAGACCAAAGAAAUCUCGCAUGGAUGUAGCUCUACGAAUUGUAAAGUACAUCAAGAAUAGUCCAGGACAAGGAAUACUACUCUCCAUUAAAUUCAACAGCAAUAUUUCAGCAUAUUGUGAUGCAGAAUGGGCUGGCUGCUCAUAUUCAAGAAAAUCUGUUUCAGGUUAUCUAGUCAAGUUUAGACACUCCUUAAUAUCAUGGAAAUCAAAGAAGCAAACUACAGUUUUAAGAAACUCAGCAGAAGCUGAGUAUAAAAGUCUUGCAACAACUGUGGCAAACUUAUCUAGCUAA
This is a messenger RNA of Nicotiana attenuata, 627 nucleotides long. RefSeq lists its product as uncharacterized. The record is from RefSeq and is a predicted model, not a curated record. The coding region runs from base 1 to 627 and encodes 208 amino acids. NCBI's taxonomy places the organism in Eukaryota, Viridiplantae, Streptophyta, Magnoliopsida, Solanales, Solanaceae. The transcript has a single exon.